Messenger RNA from Chondrus crispus (carragheen), 594 nucleotides. RefSeq lists its product as hypothetical. The coding region runs from base 1 to 594 and encodes 197 amino acids. The transcript has a single exon. NCBI's taxonomy places the organism in Eukaryota, Rhodophyta, Florideophyceae, Gigartinales, Gigartinaceae. The record is from RefSeq and is a predicted model, not a curated record.
AUGCCGGCAGGCGCCGUCGCCGCGCCUCCCGCGCCGCUCACGCCUGCGCGCCCAGCUCGUCGGCAUGCCGGAAGGCUUCGGCCAGAGUCUCGCCCCGGACCAAAACGAGAUCCUGCUCGCCGAGAUGCGCUUCUCCGAACCAGACAAGCUCCCCGCCCUCGUCCAGAACAACCUCCCCUCCCUCGACGAUUCCUUCUACGCCUUCCUCCAAUCCAAGAUCGACUCCUCCGCAGACAUCCCCGAGCGCGACACCCUACGCGACCUCCGCGACGCCAUCACCCACAUCAUGAAGCAACUCUACGACCAAGCCGCCAAGGCGGACACCCCCGCCGCCGCCGCCGCCGCCGCCGCCGCCGAACAGGAGCAGCCCCAAGCCCCCGCCAUCGACAUCCCCUCCUCCGGCCAGGACGUCGCGACCGCCACGUACGACGAGCUGCUGGACCAAUUCUCCGCCGCCUUCUCGGAAAGCGCCGCCGCCCUCAAGACCACCAUCGACGCGUCGUACGACCGCAUCGACCUCACAUUGCUCGAGCGUCUCGGCGAGCGCAUCGCCGAGGGCGGCCCUCAGGCCCAGAACUGCCACGAGAUCCGUGA